This is a messenger RNA of Pisolithus orientalis, 435 nucleotides long. Its product is annotated as PIG-P. The record is from RefSeq and is a predicted model, not a curated record. The transcript has 3 exons. The annotation marks the transcript as partial. Lineage: Eukaryota; Fungi; Basidiomycota; Agaricomycetes; Boletales; Pisolithaceae.
CCCGUGGCAAUAUCUCCUCGUCAACCACUGCGUGGUCCCCGCAGCCGUGCCCCAGAAUUUUAUGGGUUUGUAGCAUGGACAUCAACUUCCCUACUGUUCAUUGUAUACGUGCUUUGGGCUGUCACGCCGGACGAGUACAUUCGUUGUCUCGGCAUAAUUUGGUACCCUAACCGCGAGUGGGCAAUCUUGCUGCCUGCCUACUCGAUGAUGAUCGUUCUCCUCACGUAUUUCACUUAUUUUUCACUUGCACUUGCCAACACGCCUGCUUUUUCCAAUUCAGCAGCGUUCAUCGAUGCGAAAGCUCAUUUUCCUGCACCGGACGCCCCCAACCCUUAUCUCAGAGAUAAGGAUUCAAAUGCUGUUCCGGAACCAUACGAUAUCCCUAUCGGGGUAGUCAACCGAGUGCUGUACAGCCAAGGGACGGAUCGUGGAUGA